Messenger RNA from Mercenaria mercenaria, 7541 nucleotides. Its product is annotated as helicase with zinc finger domain 2-like. The record is from RefSeq and is a predicted model, not a curated record. Lineage: Eukaryota; Metazoa; Mollusca; Bivalvia; Venerida; Veneridae. Gene Ontology annotation, molecular function: RNA nuclease activity; RNA binding; 5'-3' DNA helicase activity.
UAGAAUCUGUCGCACUUAUUUCUGCUGAACUGUUUUACCAGGAUUUUCACGGAAAUUAGGUCACAGCAACUGGUAUUUGAUUGGAUGUUAGUUUCUGCUUAACUAUAAAUACACAGUGCAAAAAGCAAAAUAAAAACAGUAUCGUUUAAACUUUUAUUUUGAACAGAAUAACUUUACAGGAUUAUAACUUAUCUAGAUAAACGUUCUUCACGUGAAUAGGUUAACCUCAAAAAAGAAUAUAUAGUGUUUGGAUAUAUCAGUUAUCUUGAACGAAAUGGAGGAUCGGAUCUCCACAUUAUUGGCGAAGGCAUUUGAUGCGUUAAAAUGUGGCGACGACGCACAAGCAAAACAUUACACUUUGAAGGCAAACAUUGCCGCAGACGUUGAGAAGACUAAGUACGUUUAUGAUCAGGUAUCCGAAACUACAGAACAGAUUCUAGCAAGUCAAUACAGCUCAAUCUACUAUUUACUUGAAAAGGUAAACGAGAAUGUAGCGGCGGCCAGAUGCUUAUAUAAAGCAAUGUUGUUUGACCCCUACCUAAGUUCAGGGAAAUACAGACCAAGAAUAGAUGCAGUGUGGAAAAAGAUCUGUCAAACCAAGCAUGUUGAUAAUAUGACAGGACUACUUAUGGAUAUCGCUGAGUUGGCAAAACUUGCAACAGAUUUUAAGAAAUGGUCAGUAGCCUUGGAGAUUUACAAAGAUUUUUUCACUUACUACAGCAGCGUAAGGUCAUUGGAAACUAAAAAAUCAUUAAGAGGUUGCAAGCAGACGAAAAAACAUUCAGAUACGGAAAUAGGGAUGGAAGAGUUGCUAAAACACAAAGAAGUGGCGGAAGCAAUGAAAUGUUGUACAAGAUGCUAUUUAAAACUGGGUAUGCAUGAAAACCUCCGAAGAUCAUGCUGUUUGAUUCUUAAAGAGGCUUGCGAUUAUGAUGAUUCCGAAACGCUGGAACUCUGGGCACGUUCAUUGUAUGAAUCAAACGACCUUGAUCUUGCAUUUGAUAAAUGUAGGCUGGCAUUGAAGUAUUGCAAGAAUGAAGAAAAUACCAACCAGCUGAAAGAUUUGAUGUCAGAAAUACAAGGAAAAAUGAACGCUGUUCAAAUUUGUGUAACUGCACCGGUAGAAGACUGGUUGGAGGGCACGAAUAUUAACAUUACAAGAUCAUCUAAGGUACCGAAACAUUCAGAAAAGGGAAGGAAAAAGGGGGAAAAAAGAACAAAAACCAAAGACUGUCUGGGACCAUGCUCCUCUCUACAAUCGGAAAACAGUUCUUUAGGAGCGAUUGAAGAAGUUCAGUGUAGUUCGGAUCCAUCACCCAUAACGACAAAGCUAAUCUGUAAAACUAUAGAAAAGCUCAAAAAUGUCGAAGAAUAUACGGACCGUAGAAAAAGGUUUUUCGUAACCUUACGCACAGCGACACAGGAAACAUCUGGUUAUGAAUCCUAUGAAUCAGAUAAUGAGUCAGCUGACACAACUACUGCUCACAGUACUAAAUGUGGAAAAUACCAUACUGGUGAAAACCUUUGGUCAGACACUGAAGAAGACAAUGAACAGGACAGUUUUUCAUUCUAUGAACAGAGCUGCAAAUUGCACAGUAAUGAUCAUUCAGUCAUGAAUGAAUUAGAUAAAGAUCAGAAACUUUUACAAACUGGAAUACUGUUAUGCCAAUCAUUCCUGUAUCGUUUUGGGGACACUCCUGAUUUUAUCCGCACCCGGGCACCUUUCUAUACCGAAUUUCUUCAAAAGAGUGAGCUGGAACAAAUGCUUCUUCGAGAACCAAAGAAAUAUGUAAAAUGCGUAAUAGAACUUAAGCGAUGUCAUGAUGCAGUAUGUAUCCCGGUAAAUUCACAUGAUGAAACGAAUACAAUCGAAAUUUCUGGAAGGCAGAAGAUAGGACAGGUUUUUAAUGAGGACGAAGUUAUUGUCGAAAUAUUGAAUGAUACCAAUGCCGAAGGCAAAAGGUUUGGCAAAGUAGUCGGUAUUUGGAAUAGGCGGCAUAUGAAAAAUGUUAAACAUCCCGUUUUUAUAUGUACUUUAGACGUUAAGGAUGGAAGUGUGAGUGCUCAACCAUUGUGCAAGACUGUAUCCAAAGUUUCCCUUAUUGGAAUGGAAAUAGCAAGAAAGUACAACCAGAAGAAGUCAAGAAGAAAUAAAAUAGAAAUAUAUGAAUACAAUGAAACUGAAGGUCGUCUGUGCAAUGUAAGAAUUGAAGAUGUAAAUCCAGCUGAACAAAACUCCAGGAUACACCUAGUUGCUUAUAUCAAGUGGGGACUACGUGACAGGUAUCCCUUAGGUGCGAUAAUCAAAACAUUUCCAGUUGGAAAGAGCAUUUCGUCAGGAGUGAAUCUGCUGAAUCUCCAGCACCGCGUGCCAAAAUUUUACAGAAAGGAAACAGUAAAUCAAGUUGCAAGCCUGUUAGAACAUAAUAUUGAUGAACCUACUCCUUUAUUUCUUCAGGAUCGAAUAGAUUUGACAGGAAUGAGCGUUUUUACAAUAGACCCGGUCAAUUCCCAUGAUCUUGAUGACGCUUUGAGUUUUGAGAAACUAGAGACAGGAUAUAAGGUUGGGGUUCACAUUGCAGAUGUCAGUGCUUACAUAGAAAAAGAUUCACCGAUAGAUAGAGAGGCGAAACAAAGGGGGAAUACUUUUUAUUCCGAUAUUCAAAAUCCGAGGUAUAUGCUACCAGAACAUUUAAGUACACAUUUGUUCAGUCUUAUUCCAGAGAAAGUCAGAUUGACAAUUUCGGUGUUUUUCUAUAUCGACCGCAAUGGUCGACCAUUGCAGAUGGAGGGAAACAACUGUGAAAUAGUGAAAUCGUAUAUCCGUUCAAAGAGACGUCUUACGUAUGAAGAAGCCCAAGCAAUGAUUUCAGGAGAUCAGAGAGACGAUGACAAAAUAGCCAAAGAUGUUAAAGGACUUUUCAAGGUGGCGCAUAUGAUUCGAAAGAACAGACUUGGAAACUCGAUGUUAGCAAUGGAUUUAGAUUCGGAAGGAAACGAUAUAACUGAAGAAAGUAGAGAAGCACAUUACCUCGUUGAAGAGUUAAUGAUUAUGGCAAACAAAACGGUAGCUAAACGACUGCUAAGGUGGACCUGUAACAGUUGCGUUCCACUUCGCUGCCAUCAACCUCCUUCCAAAGAAUGUUUAGAGGACUUCGUCAGAAAAUAUGGAAACUACAUGAACAUUCCUUUCAGACUGCAGGAUAAACAAAUAGGUUCAAACAGAAUAAGUUUUAAAGAAUGUUUUGGUUCUGUAUCUCCGAUACUUAUUCCAAGUCUUGUCUGGGAGCAAAUAGCUUCCACGAAUGAAAACGCAGCAAAGUACAUUAGAACAGAUGACCUGCAUCCAAUACAACUUUCUGUAUAUCGUGAUUGGAUUUCUAUUCAAAAGCGUGCCAGCUACAGAUGCUCUGGUAGCCUUUCAAGUAAAAUUGAUGCUACGCAUUACAGCCUAGCGACGUACCCGUACAUUCAUUUCACAUCUCCAAUCAGAAGGUAUAACGAUUUAGUUGUCCAUCGUCUUGUACAUGCAUCAGUAUUCGACAAAACCAGCUCCCCGUACACACAAGAAGAGAUUGAAAAUAUAUGCGAACAUCUGAACUCUGUCACUAAACAAGUAAAUGCAUUCCAGAAGGACUGUAAAAUCCUGUCGCAGUUAUUUGACUUGAAGAACAACCCGAGAAUUGUUAACUGUUGCGUUACGGACGUUACAAACACAGGUGCUCACAUCUGCUCUGGGUCACUAAACUUGGACAUGGAACUUGCGUUUAAUCUACUUGAUAUUCGGAAAAAAACUGAUGUUUACAAAGACAGUUUUUCAAAGUUGUCCAGAGUAGACGCAACUUGGAAGAAACGAUUGUACAAUUUUGACGCGAUAGCAAAAGAUCAUCCCGGUAGUGUAUCAAAAUUGUGCAGAGUAAACGCAACUGGGAAGAAACGAUUGUACAAGUCUGACGCGAAAGCAAACGAUCAUCCAAGUACAGGUGAAGAACUGAAAUUGAACCCUUACAAAGGGUUUGUUACAAUAACGUUGGAUCAUUGGGCAAAGAUCUUACAGUGCAUAGUAGAAGGUCGUAUUGGUGAUUUAAGAAAACUUGUAAAGAACCAUGCACUGAUGAAGAAUAAUCACACAGGAACGCAUGAUGACGUAAGCACAGAAUGUACAAAUACGUCGUAUUUGCGUCAAAGCAUAGAGUUUUCAAUGAUGUUUUCGCAGGGACAGCAAAUUCAGUUGCAGAUGUCGUCAGAACUAGAGAAAGGAAAGAUCGUUCCAAAACCAGUCCUUUUAAACAUGACGGAAAACGUCAAGCUUUGUCUUCUACACCAAGAAAAUCCAGUUCUACAUCUCUGCCGCUAUGCUACUCGACCAACCAUUGACCAGUACAGAAGUACAAAAAGUUAUGUUGAAAGAUGGCUUCCAAUAAUCCUGAUGGAAUCAGCAACAAAUACAAUUUUAAAUGGAAAUACUUUCUGUAUCAACAAUCUUAAGGUCGAGUUUCUUGAUGAAAGGAAGGGUUCAUUUUCGCUUUCCUUGAAAGAAUGUGGGGUCAGAAAUAUUGUAUUUUCUGGUGGAGAGGACGUCAGUUCUGAUGGUCAAAAAGUACUGUCAUCUUACGACUGGCUUUGCUUGAAAAGAGUUUUGCAUACCAAUGUGGCAGAAAAGAGUAUUAGGCCUCGUCUAGGUAACGUUUGGAUCGGUCAUGCAGUUGUAAAUGACAUAAAGAAGGACAAAGGAGUGUUAACUGUUAUGUUCACUCUGCAUGAGAAGGCUCCAGAUUUGCCACCGCUAGCGUCAGCGAAUGAUAGAUUCAGUGUUGAAGUACUGACAAAACCAGCCUCUGACAGGCAAAACGAAGGUUUGAUCAAAUCACUACCACUUGUGCCUGAUAUAUUGGCUUCGAAAAUUGCUUUGAAUGAAGCUAUUCCAGACUUAGAUAGAAGUCGUAAACAUAUAGCUGCAUCUAUAGAACACGACAUGUAUUAUAGCACCGUUGAUCUUCCCAAAAACAACAAAAAACAACAAGAGGCUAUAGACAAUGCUCUGGUGUCUCGGUUCUCUCUGAUACAAGGACCACCCGGUACUGGCAAAACGCACUCAGGGAUAAAACUGAUAUAUCUUUUUGACAAAAUAAAUGACAUUUCCCAGAAAGAGGGGAACCCAAGAAAACGAGUGCUUUUUUGCGGACCAACUAACAAGAGUGUGGACCUCGUAGCAGACUGGAUGUAUCGUAGGUUGGGAAAAGCCUGCCCUCGUUUCGUUCGUGUAUACAGUCAAGCCAUAGAGACAGCAGAUUAUCCCAGACCCGGACUACCCUUCGAUUAUGAGAAAUAUAAGAUGCCGACAGGUCUUCGUCCUGUGACGCUUCAUCAUCUGAUCCGACAGGAAGGAAAGCCGUAUGCUGAAAAGAUAAAAGCCUUUGAUGAACAGUUCAAACUUUCGAAUUACAUGUUCAAGCCUGAACUAGGUAAAACAUGGGAAGAAUUUCACUCUGAAGUUCUUAAAUAUAUCCAAGUACUCAAGACAGCUUCGGCAGAAGAAAUUCGAGAACAUGACGUCAUUUUGUGUACAACUGCCGUAGGAUCAAACACUAACGUUAUAAACAGAAAUAUUGUGCAACAGAUUAUUAUCGAUGAAGCGGGUAUGUGUUCAGAGCCACAAUGUCUUGCACCAAUAAUUGCCUCGGAAGCCAAGCAAGUUGUACUGAUCGGCGACCAUAAACAGCUGAGACCAACUGUCAUAUGUAAGGAAGCAGCAUCGCUUGGGCUAGACAAAUCACUGUUUGAGAGAUAUGCAGAAACUAAAUGCGCAAGAAAUGUACAAAUUACGAUGUUACAAGAACAGUACCGAAUGAACCCACAGUUGUGUAGAUUUCCAUCAGAACAGUUUUACAACGGGUUACUUGUUACGAAAACUGGGCGAUGGUGCACCGGUGGUGAUAUUUGGCCGAAGGGUGCGAGAGAAAAAUAUCCUUUCGUAUUUGUUCAUGUUGAAGGAAAAGAGAAAAGAGAAAAGAGAACACUCGCGAUCUCUACAGAAGAUGGUCAUGAACAAUCAAAGAGUAAUGAAGCUGAAAUUGACCAUGUGUUGAAGGUUUAUUCUUACAUCACUGAAGUUCAGCCAAAGGCAACUGUAAGAAUUGUGUCCCAAUAUAAUGCUCAGUGUUCGGAGAUCAAACGCAGAUUGAGAAUAAACCAGGUGUCGGAUGAAAACGUGUCAACAGUAGUUUCAAGUCAAGGCGGAGAAUGGGAUUAUGUGAUAUUUAGUACUGUUAGAUCCCUUCCAAGGUACAAAAUUGAAAGCAGCCCAACAAUCGGAUGGUGCAGACAAAACUUAGGAUUCAUCACUGAUCAAAACCAGAUAAAUGUCGCCCUCACCAGAGCUCGGAAAGGUCUUAUGAUUAUAGGAAACAAAGACUUACUGAUCUGUGAUAGAGUAUGGAAAGACCUUAUAGAUCUAUAUCAAGAGCGAGAUUGUGUCAAAACCGUUGAUGAUUUCCCUCCACGUUUAAGGUUAAGAAAGUCUCGAAAUGGCAAUACAUCGAAGCAAAAAUUUCAAAUUAAAAACAUUGAACACCGGAGCUCUGCGCAGCAGACAGGAAGCACUACGACAGAGCGUGUUGAAGAAGGCUGGCAAAAGGUGCAGAAAAAGAAAAGACGUUGAAAUAUAGACAAUUAAUGAACUUACAAAAAGAUAUUUUAAUACAGUUGUUUCUGUUUAAACACGCUCACGCUAAAAUGACGUCUUGUUAAUGAGCGAUUACGUCAAUAUUUUUGUUGCGACCAAGAAAGAGCGCUUCUAUAUUUUAUCUUCUGUUUCAGAUAAAGGGCAUGAUAUAUGACUCGAUAUAAUAACGCAUAGCAAAGUCGCUUUUAAAUUAAAGUAAUACACUCAAAAUCGGUUAUACGUCACCAGAAUAAUUCACUCGGGCUAUGUCCUCGUGAAAUUAUUCCGCUCACGUAUAACCUCAUUUUUGUACAUUGUUAACGUAAAAACACGAUUUUUCUAUACAUUAUUUUUUAAAUAACGCAUUGAACGGAGUAAGAACGAACGGUGUAGUUUGCUAAAAAUUUAGAUGCGUGUACGUAGACUACGUCUUAUAUGCGGACCAGUUUCAUAUAUGGAUCAAGUUUAAAUGCAACUUUUAUCACUAUCUGUGUUGUUUUUAUAAUCAUACGAUAUUUAUCUCUUAUGUAUUCUUUUCAUUUUGUACAUUUUGUUUUAUAUUUAGUUGAUACCUAAAUGAAUUCAUUUGGUCAUUUUUUUUGCUAUACAUUAGACAUUUAUUACAAAACAUUUUAUUACUUUUAUUAUUAAUGUGCAAUAUUUAAGAAUGAACAGUGCAAUUAUAUUGAAAAUUUAGAAUAUGAUAUAUAUGCGAGGACAGUUGUUUUAGCGCUUUUCAGAUAAGAUAUUGAUCUCUUUCUUUGAAUAUUUGUUAUAUUAUUGUACAUUGAGAAUAGUUUGCUUACUUUUAAUUUUAUUUUUAUAUUAAGGUGAAAUAUUUUUAUAACUUUUAGGCUAAGAUUAUAAUAAAACAUGU